Molecule: messenger RNA, 1235 nt
Organism: Tricharina praecox
Lineage: Eukaryota; Fungi; Ascomycota; Pezizomycetes; Pezizales; Pyronemataceae
Product: mono-functional DNA-alkylating methyl methanesulfonate N-term-domain-containing protein
Exons: 5
Coding region: 239-1105 (288 amino acids)
Biological process (GO): mRNA splicing, via spliceosome
Cellular component (GO): nucleus; U2 snRNP
Molecular function (GO): U2 snRNA binding; protein binding
Source: RefSeq, a predicted model, not a curated record
CACCUCCUGAGUCCAUCAACACCUCGCAGGCCCAUCCGUGGUACUUCGGGCUUGCAAUCGGGCUAUCAUUGCCCUCCGGAGCCGAUUGACUACUGAGCAACGAACAUUGGGGGACGGACCUUGGACUGCCGGAUAUCUGCACUUCAGGAGCCCUGCUCGUGACCAACUUCAUUCACAGGCAUUGAAUCAUUCGGUGCACUCAAUUAACCUCAACCUUUGAAACGAGAUUCUGCCAAACAUGACUACAGGCGCUAUCCAAUGGGGCUUCGCGGAUGAAGGAGAAGAAGUCCCGGAGUGUUAUCAGACACGGGCGACACCCUCGGAGGAUGAUGUUCCGGUAUAUGGCUUGCUGUCCAGGACUCUCAUACAUUCACCGGUCGUCAAGAAGAUACUACCUGCAAGAAUCCGGAGGCAAGACCUCAACGACGUUGUUUUCAUUGGGGAAACUUACAUUGAACUCCAUCUCCUCACACCGCUCGGGAAAUUGCAGAAAGUAGGAUCCAAAACCGACAUCGGAGCGGAAAUCCGCGAUGCUUGUGUGUUUGGCGCCAAGCGGCCAAUCCAGUUCUCCCCCGGCUCUCCGGAAACGGGCCUGAGCGAGGGUCGUGGGGAUUCGGACGAGGACAUAAAAUCUCGCCUCCCGGCCGAAAUUCUGGCCAUGACUACCGACGCAGGAUAUCUGCAGUUCGUGUACGCGAGGGACUGUGACGAGCAGGGACAGGUGGACUUCGUGGUCUCGAGGAGGCGCAUCGAUAACAGAGGAGUGCAUCCCUCGCAUCUCGGCAAGUGCAUAGCGGUUGACCCUCAAUCCCGAGCGAUGGCGGUUGCGGCAUACCAAGACUAUUUCCGUGUAUAUUCUCUUCAUCCGAUGGAAGAACUGCAGCGGCAGAUUGCGGAAGGCCUACCGUUGAACCCCAUUAAAGAAGAGAGAACCUUCGCAGUUCAUGGUUGCUUUGUAGUGCAUAUGGAAUUUCUCUACACGUCGGAUAUUGAGCACGUAAUCAUAAUACUUUUCCUCAUAGAGUCAGUCCGCCGUUCCAGCUUUCCAUCUAAAUCGCAAAUCAUUUUUUUUGAUGUGUCCGGAUUGUUGAUCGAAAUUCAUUGAAAUAGUGCAGAAUCGAAGUCUCGGUUGCGAUUGUACGAAUGGGAUACAAACAAGCCAUUGUGGACGGCGGACAAGCCGGGCGAGCAGGGCCUUCGUGUGUCAGAUGACAUUUCAAUACCUCUGCACGUAA